GCAGCAAUCUCUUUGUACGGAUCCGGAGAAGCGUCAAUUCUUAUGCACAGCUCGGUCGUCCAUCUACUCUACUCUUCUCUGAACUUCUGGCAGCUAUCAAGCCUGACACCCCGUUAAGUCAAUUGAGAUUUCUCACUUCCAACACCAUUUCAAAUCGCAAGCAUGGCCGGACGCUACAACCUCCGGCAGACAACCGUUAUUGAGCGGGCAAAACGGGCAGCAGCACCCGCCCCAGCUCCACCUCGCCGCCCAAGGAAUGCAGCGGCAACCGCGGCUGCAAAACCUGCAGCUGCUCCCAAGAGAAAGGCGGGAGCUCCAGCCGGCAGAGGACGACCGAAGAAGAAACCGGCGACCAAAGCCGCCAAAGGGCGAGGGAGAGCUAGGGACGCAGACUCCGAAGAUGAUGAGCUGGAGGACGAUGAUCAGGACAACAAUGAUGGCCCUCCAUUUGCCGAACCUCCAGCCGCCGACCCUCCAGUUGCCGAACCUCCCGCUGCCGACCCUCCAGCCGAAGAGAGAGAUCUCGGUGGAGAUAAUGCUGAGGGUAGAGACAACGGUACCCUCGACGAAGAAAAUCGGCUAGAGGAAGAAAGACUCCAAGAGGGGGCCAGGGAGCGCGAAAGACGUGAGGAGGAAGAGGGAAAUCGGCGGGAGGAUGAGAGAAUCCAAGAGGAAAUCAGGGAGCGUGAAAGGCGUGAGGAGGAGGAGAAAAAGCAGCGGGAGGAAGAGGAAGCCAAGGAGCGGGAAAGACGUGAGAUGGCACCACCAGACCGCGACCAGACUCUAGACGAAAAUCCUCCGGGUGGAAAUGAUGAACCCCCGCCGGAAAAGCCUAGAAGCGGCGGUGCGGCGGCUGGAGCUGAGAAUGCGACUGGAGACGACAAUGCGACCGGAGGCGGCAUCGCGGCAGCUAGAGACAGCGGGGCGGCAGCUGGUGACGAGAAUGCAGCUCAAAGCAACGGCGCGGCAGCUGGAGACAACAAAGCACCUGGAUCCGGCGGUGCAACUGCUGGUGUUGGCGUGACUACUGGUGCCACCGCUGGAGCCGGUGGUGAAGACGACCUGCGCGACUACGAAUCUUAUGAAGCCCAAGAGAGGGACCAAGACCGUCCCAUUUCACCCGUUUAUGAGCCAACUUCGCCGGGACCCCCAAGCCUCACUCAAUACUGGGAUAAUUUCAUGGCGCAAUUCUUGGACGACCAGCAAGAACUUCGCCUCAAGUGGCGGCCAUUGCGAAGCCGCGCGCUGCUGCUCGAAGCCCUGACCGAAGGAGUCGGAGAGACGACGGAAGUGGAGCCACCAAUGUAUAUCGAUGAGCUGCACUACGAGCGCACCCUGAGCGACCUGAACGCCGCCGACCUCGACCGCUUUGGACCACUGGCGGACCGGCCGAACUUCACCAGCUUUGACGAUCCAACACACCCGCAUUGUGCCGAGCACCGGUACAACGAGUGGGCGAUGACCAUGAUAUGGGCUCAGCAUGCUGCAAAGUUAAACUCGACCGCCGGUAAAGAUGAAGCGACCUGGUGUUGUCAUCGAGCAGUUAUACAGCUCCAGAGUUUGGAAGAUCGGGACCGCUGGAUUCUCCCAGAUGACGACGAAGAUGAUCCCCUGAUCCCCGCCAAGACGUUUCUCGAUGGCAUGGGUCCAGAAAAUGUCAGAAUGAACCCAUUAAAGGCCCGAGCCUUGGAUAUCUUGUCUCUCGGUGUUCGUGUCGCGCCUCACCUCCAAGGAAAAUGGUAUAAACUCGACUUCUUGGGGGCGGGUGGUUUCGGGAGAGCCUAUGCGUACGGGCAGUACGAUGACAGGGGGCGCCUUUGUGAUGUAAGUUCAUGGUUGCUGCACCCCUGACGAGCCGAGACUGACGUACGGUGGCAGCGGGUUGUCGUCAAAGAUUCAUAUAUGUCAAUGGAGCAUUGGAAGGACAAGGAUUGUCCAUUCCACUGGAAGAAAAACUCCCGCG
Neohortaea acidophila is the source of this 1963-nucleotide messenger RNA. RefSeq lists its product as uncharacterized. The record is from RefSeq and is a predicted model, not a curated record. The transcript is spliced from 3 exons. Bases 163 to 1851 code for a protein of 562 amino acids. NCBI's taxonomy places the organism in Eukaryota, Fungi, Ascomycota, Dothideomycetes, Mycosphaerellales, Teratosphaeriaceae.